GGUCGGAGUUGGGAGGGGGGCUGGGUUGAAUGUGAGCUGUCGGGUGGGAAGAGGUGACAGCAGCAGCGGCGGCGGUGGCGGCGGCGGCUCCGGCUGGCCCCAAUGGAGCUGGAGAAUAUCGUGGCCAACACUGUGCUGCUCAAGGCGCGCGAGGGUGGAGGUGGGAAUCGGAAGGGCAAGAGUAAGAAAUGGCGUCAGAUGCUGCAGUUUCCACAUAUCAGCCAGUGUGACGAUCUUCGGCAUACAUUAGAGCGGGACUACCACAGUUUGUGUGAUAAACAGCCGAUUGGACGUCUGCUGUUCCGGCAGUUUUGUGACACUCGACUAGAACUCAAGCGCUGUGUCAAGUUCCUGGAUGCUGUGGCCGAGUAUGAAGUGACCCCGGAUGAGAAACGGAAAGAAUGUGGGAAGCACCUGAUUGAAGCAUAUUUGAAUCCUAAGAGUGCGGACCAUGUCCCUGAAGUGCCCUUGGAACUAGUGAAUCUGUGUUCUGAGCAACUGGAACAGGAACUAAGUAAAGAACUCUUUAAGGAAUCUACCAAGCUCAUCCAUGACUACCUUAGUGUGGCACCUUUCGCAGAUUAUCUUGACAGCAUUUAUUUCAACCGCUUCCUGCAGUGGAAGUAUCUGGAAAGGCGGCAUGUAACCAAGAACACUUUUCGUCAAUACCGUGUGCUGGGGAAGGGAGGCUUUGGAGAGGUUUGUGCUUGCCAGGUGCGGGCCACUGGAAAGAUGUACGCCUGCAAGAAGCUUGAGAAAAAGCGGAUAAAAAAGCGAAAAGGGGAAGCCAUGGCCUUAAAUGAGAAGCAGAUACUGGAAAAAGUGAACAGUAGGUUUGUAGUGAGUUUGGCCUAUGCCUAUGAAACAAAAGAUGCUCUCUGCUUGGUCCUGACUCUCAUGAAUGGUGGAGACCUGAAGUUCCACAUCUACCACAUGGGAGAAGCAGGAUUUGAAGAGCCACGGGCUGUUUUCUACGCGGCUGAAAUCUGCUGUGGCUUGGCAGAUCUCCACCGAGAGAGGAUAGUUUACAGGGACUUGAAGCCAGAGAAUAUUCUACUGGAUGACCAUGGUCACAUCCGCAUUUCUGACCUGGGACUAGCUGUUCACGUUCCAGAAGAACAGACAAUAAAAGGUCGGGUUGGAACUGUUGGCUACAUGGCUCCUGAAGUUGUGAAGAAUGAACGGUACACAUUCAGCCCAGAUUGGUGGGCUUUCGGAUGCCUGCUCUAUGAGAUGAUUGAGGGCCAGUCUCCAUUCCAGCAGCGCAGGAAGAAGAUCAAGCGUGAAGAAGUGGAACGUCUAGUGAAGGAAGUCCAGGAAGAGUAUUCCGAGAAGUUCUCACCUGCCUCCCGCUCCCUGUGUUCCAUGCUCUUGUGCAAAGACCCCUUGGAACGGCUGGGGUGUGGAGGGUCCGGUGCUCAAGAGGUGAAAGACCACCCUCUGUUUAAACAUCUGAAUUUCAAGCGACUGGAAGCUGGGAUGCUGGACCCACCUUUUAAACCUGAUCCCCAAGCUAUUUAUUGCAAAGAUGUCCUGGAUAUUGAGCAGUUUUCCACAGUCAAAGGGGUAGAGUUAGAACCAACAGACCAUGAUUUCUAUCAUAAAUUUGCAACAGGAAGUGUCCCUAUUCCCUGGCAAAAUGAGAUGAUAGAUACAGAAUGUUUCAAGGAGCUAAAUGUAUUUGGUCCAGAUGGCAUCCUACCUCCUGAUCUGGACUGGAAAGGGCAGCAGCCUCCCCUGCCCAAAAAGGGUCUGCUCCAGCGUCUCUUCAGCCGACAGGACUGUUGCGGGAACUGCAGUGAAAGUGAAGAGGAACCAACUCGCUUAUGAGCUGACUCAGAAAAGAAGGCACUUGCUUACAGUCGAAGACAUGCCACCACCAGCAUGUGUGCAGCUCGUUGUUUCAGGAUGGCAGCAGAUUCCCAAACCAGAAGGGAAGUGUUCGAAGACCGGGCAGAAAAGGAACCUCUGCAGAAACCUUCAGUGUACUGCUAGGGAGCUGUCUGUCUUGCUACCACUCUUCCAUGAUGAGAGAGUGAUGGUGGCAGGAGUGAAUAUGGAAUAUCCCAGGGCUGGCCCUGACCCCAGUUUUUGACCUGCUCAUCUGCUGGUGUUCAUUUGUUUGUUUGUUUGUUUUU
Messenger RNA from Ahaetulla prasina, 2138 nucleotides. It is a transcript of the gene GRK6, whose product is annotated as G protein-coupled receptor kinase 6. Gene Ontology annotation, cellular component: plasma membrane; cytoplasm. Gene Ontology annotation, molecular function: G protein-coupled receptor kinase activity; ATP binding. Gene Ontology annotation, biological process: signal transduction; protein phosphorylation; regulation of signal transduction. The transcript has 16 exons. Lineage: Eukaryota; Metazoa; Chordata; Lepidosauria; Squamata; Colubridae. The record is from RefSeq and is a predicted model, not a curated record. The coding region runs from base 103 to 1830 and encodes 575 amino acids.